AUGCCUGGAACCGUCCCCACCCACGAAGACCAUGUCGAUGUCCUCAUCGUUGGCGCAGGCCCUGCGGGCCUUAUGCUGUCGACGUGGCUAAGCCGCUGCGGUAUCAAGACACGCAUUGUUGACAAGCGUGGGACAAAGGUCUUCAACGGGCAAGCAGACGGCUUGCAGUGUCGCACUCUCGAGAUUUUCGACUCUUUUGGCUUUGCACACCGCGCCUGGCGAGAGUCGAAUCAUAUGAUUGAGAUAUGCCUCUGGAAUCCGGACGAGAACGGUCGUAUUCGACGAUCCGACCGGAUUCCUGAUACCAUUCCUCAAAUCAGUCGCUUCCAACAGGUGGUCCUGCACCAGGGCCGUAUCGAGCGAUUUUUUCUUGAUUCAAUGAAGGAGCACAGUAAUCUGACGGUAGAGCGCGGCGUCCUGCCUGUCUCCUUUGAAAUUGACGAGGCCAAAGCAGCGGACUUCGAUGACUAUCCCAUUAGUGUGACGCUGCGCACCUUGUCUGACAAGGAAGCCACGCCACAGCAGCGGCAGCAGCACCAAAAGUCUGCCGAUGGACAGCGCGCUGUUGUUGAUGAUGGACUCUUCCGAAGCAACCUGGUGGCCGACGACACAGACGAUCUCAUCAGGGCAGCAACAGCCGACAGUAGUCGCGACGGUCAAGUGGAGUUGGUCAAGGCCAAGUUCCUCGUCGGUUGCGAUGGGGCUCAUUCCUGGGUGCGACGUCAAGCCGGCUUCAAACUGGAGGGUGACUCAACCGACUAUAUCUGGGGAGUGUUGGAUAUCGUCCCCAUUACUGACUUUCCCGACAUCCGCCAUCGCUGCGCCAUCCACUCCGCCAAUGCAGGGACCAUCAUGGUCAUUCCACGUGAGAAUAAGCUGGUUAGGCUGUAUAUUCAGCUACAGGCAACAAGCUAUAACAAGAAUGGCGAAAAGGCGGACCGAUCAUGGAUCACACCGGACAUCAUCCUGCAGUCGGCCCAGCGCAUUAUCCACCCCUAUAAGCUGGAUUAUUCGUACUGUGACUGGUGGACAGCGUAUCAGAUCGGCCAGCGCGUCGGAGAUCAUUUCUCGCUGCAUGACCGUGUUUUCCUGGCCGGUGAUGCGGUUCACACUCAUUCCCCCAAGGCUGGACAGGGCAUGAAUGUCAGUAUGCAAGACACAUACAAUCUAGGAUGGAAGCUAGCCCAUGUGGUCAAAGGAUACUGCGACCCAGCAAUUUUGAAGACGUACGAGUCAGAGAGAAGGGGCAUUGCUCAACAGCUCAUCGCUUUUGAUCACCGCUUUUCUCGACUUUUUUCAGGACGGCCAGCCAGAGAUAUCAUCGAUGAAGAGGGAGUCAGCAUGGAGGAGUUCAAGGCGACGUUUGAGAAAGGGAAUGAAUUUGCAAGUGGCAUAGCGGUAAAUUAUGAUGCCAGUCUGCUUGUUGCAAAGGGCAGCAAGAUCGCAGAAUCAAAUGAUGAAUACAAAUGCCGGGUUACCAGCAAACCACAGCUGGCCACAAAAAUCGACGUUGGCAAACGGAUGCCCAGCUUCAAAGUGCUGAACCAGGCUGACGCACGCCCGUGGCAUCUGCAAGAGCUCCUGAAGAGCAAUGGGCGCUGGCGAGUGAUUGUUUUCCCCGGACGACUCACAGAUCCUCGCAACAUGCAGCGCUUCCAACAGCUCGGCCAGAAACUGGGAGACCCAGACUCAUUCAUUCGACAAUAUACGCCACCAGGCCAGCCAAUUGACAGCAUGAUAGAGGUUCUGACAGUCCACGCUGGACCCCGGACUGAGAUUGAACUUUUGGAUCUCCCCGAAGCGUUUCAUCCCAAUCAUGGCGACAUGGGCUGGGACUAUUGGAAAGUGUAUGUGGAUGAUGAUUCUUAUCAUGAGGGCCAUGGGCAAGCAUAUGCAAAUUACGGCAUCGACCCCAGCAACGGGGCUAGUGUGAUCAUUCGUCCUGACCAGUAUGUUAGUUGGGUGGGAGAUAUGGACGACUACGAGGAGAUGGCGCGGUUCUUCUCGGCCUUCAUGAAACAGCAGGUCGCCGGAAAGCCUGGAGCUGCCAAUGUCCGAGUACCGUUUAUGACUACGAAGCUUUGA
This is a messenger RNA of Aspergillus nidulans FGSC A4, 2085 nucleotides long. RefSeq names its product putative FAD monooxygenase. The record is from RefSeq and is a predicted model, not a curated record. The coding region runs from base 1 to 2085 and encodes 694 amino acids. Gene Ontology annotation, molecular function: oxidoreductase activity; FAD binding. The transcript is spliced from 4 exons. NCBI's taxonomy places the organism in Eukaryota, Fungi, Ascomycota, Eurotiomycetes, Eurotiales, Aspergillaceae.